Striga hermonthica is the source of this 1935-nucleotide messenger RNA. NCBI's taxonomy places the organism in Eukaryota, Viridiplantae, Streptophyta, Magnoliopsida, Lamiales, Orobanchaceae. The record is from the annotation of a GenBank genome assembly.
AUGGGGAAGAGUGUAAAGAGAGAAGCAGGGCAAGCUGAUGCAUCCAUGGUGAGUGGCGGUUCUGAAAAGCACACGAAAAAGAAGAGGAAAAACACGGAAAAAGGUGAAGAAUCAAUAAACAACGCAGUACCUUUAGCAACUGAAAAGCCCACCAUCACCAUUGCUCUUCCUGGAUCCAUUAUCGACAACGCUCAGUCCCUUGAGCUCGCGACCCGCUUAGCUGGACAGAUUGCACGCGCUGCUACAAUUUUUCGUAUUGAUGAGGUGGUUAUAUUUGAUAACAAGCGCGUAUCCAGUGAUGUAUCAGCCGAAACAUUGGAGAAUGAUUCGGGCGAGGAUGAGAGUGGUGCUGCCUUUCUUGUGAGAAUCUUGAGGUAUCUUGAGACUCCGCAGUAUCUGAGAAAGAGUCUUUUCCCAAAACAUAACAGUUUGAGAUUUGUGGGACUUUUGCCCCCACUCGAUGCUCCACACCAUCUGCGCAAGCAUGAAUGGGCUUCUUACAGGGAAGGUAUCACACUGGAAAAGGUGGAUCAGGGUUCUGUGGGGACACUUGUUGAUGUGGGUCUCAGCAAGAAUGUUAUAAUCGAUCAAGUUCUUGAACGUGGAAGAAGAGUUACAGUGGAUAUGGGGACAGAUCGCAAUCUAGAUGCAGGUCCACGGAAAAUUGUCCCUUCUUUGACGCCUAGGGAAAAGGGAAUGUACUGGGGAUAUAAGGUCCGAUACGCUCCAAACAUUAGUUCUCUGUUCAGAAACUGCCCAUACCAGGGAGGGUAUGAUUACCGGAUCGGUACCUCAGAACAUGGGGUAGCUAUUAAACCUUCGAAGCUUGCUCUACCAUCAUUCAAGCAUCUUUUGAUUGCUUUUGGUGGACUUGCGGGGUUGGAAGAAUGUGUUGAAGAAGACGCAAAUCUGAAGGGGAAAGAUGUUCACAGCAUAUUUGACUCCUUUUGCCACCGUCGUCCUCCGCCGUUAGCCAUGGCCAAACAAGUACAAACCGACCUCUCUCCCGUUCUCAAGCUCUACACCGACGGCACGGUCGAGCGUCUCUUCGGCUCUGCCCACGUCCCGCCAUCACUGGAGGACGCCUCCACCGGCGUCUCCUCCAAGGACACCGUCAUUUCUCCGGAGGUUUCCGCCAGAAUCUACCUCCCGAGGAUCGCCGACGGCCGCCGGAAGAUCCCGAUCUUGGUGUACUACCACGGGGGCGGAUUCUGUGUGGAGUCCGCCUUCUCCUUUCUCGUCCACCGCUACAUCAACCUUGUGACCGCCGCCGCCGGAGCACUGGUGGUCUCCGUCGAGUACCGCCUGGCCCCCGAGCACCCCUUGCCGGCGGCGUUCAAUGACUCGUGGGAAGCCCUAAUAUGGCUAUGCUCGCACGGUGAUGAAAAUACCCAUUUCGAAAAGGACGAGUGGAUCACCGACCACGGGGACCUCAACCAGAUCUUCGUCGGCGGCGACAGUGCCGGCGGGACCAUAGCCCACAACAUCGCCCUGCGCGCCGGGUCGGAUCCCCUUCCCGGAAACACCAAAAUCGCCGGCGCAAUCCUUUCGCACCCGUAUUUCUUGGGAUCCGACCCGAUUGGAAACGAACCAAAAGAGGGCAUGGACCAGACCUUACUCUACAGGCUGUGGGUAUUCGCGCACCCGACGGCCGCCGGAGGGAUCGACGACCCGCUGAUCAACCCACUUUCCGACCCGGCGCUAUCCGGGCUGGGAUGCUCCAAACUGAUGGUCUGCCUGUCGGAGAAGGACCAGCUCACGGCGAGAGGUUUGGCCUACGCGGAGAAGGUGAAGGAGAGCGGGUGGAAAGGUGAAAUUGAGGUGGUGGUGGUUGACGGCGAAGACCAUUGCUUUCAGAUUUUCGAUCCGGAAACUGAGAAGGCCAAGGAUCUGAUCUGCCGCAUCGCAAAUUUCAUUUUAGGGAGUGGGAAUUAG